Messenger RNA from Tetrahymena thermophila SB210, 180 nucleotides. RefSeq lists its product as hypothetical. NCBI's taxonomy places the organism in Eukaryota, Ciliophora, Oligohymenophorea, Hymenostomatida, Tetrahymenidae. The record is from RefSeq and is a predicted model, not a curated record. The transcript has a single exon.
AUGGCAAACAAACCCUUACUAAACUAACAAUUUGCAUUAUAAAAUAAUAGACUAGAGGUACUCCUGCUUUUGGUAAGAGACACCAAAAGACUCACACUUUGUGCAGAAGAUGCGGUAAGGCCACUUAUCACAAGCAAAAACUCAGAUGUGCUGCUUGCGGUUAUCCUGAUGCCAAGAUGA